AUGCAUGUAAAAGAGUCAGGGAGGCUUCGACAUGUCGACCACGGGUCCCAUAACUAAUUACUAUGUGGACUCUUUGAUCAACCACGAAAACGAGGAUGUCCUUGCUGCAACUCGCUUCUCCGCGCCCGGUUCGCACCCAGCUGGCCCUCGUCCGACGUCUCUAGUCCCGGAGUGCGCGGACUAUCCUUCCUGCAGCUUCGCACCCAAGCCCGCCGUCUUCUCCACCUCCUGGGCCCCGGUGCACUCCCAGUCAUCGGUGGUUUACCAUCCCUACGGCCACCAGCCGCACCUAGGCACAGACUCGAGGUACGUGCGCUCAUGGCUGGAGCCGAUCUCUGGCGCGGUGCCUUUUCACGGCUACCCGGGGAACAGCAGGCACUACGGGCUGAAGCCGGACGCCUUCCAGGAGCACAGAGCCGGGGAGUGCCUCGGCUCCAGCGCACGGACGUACACGGAUUAUCUGUACUGCUCAUCCACUGACAUGCGAGACAAGACGCAGCAGAACCUCCCCUCUCCCGAGCCGGAGCUUCUUGCUUCAGGGAAACAUAAAGAGGAGAAGCCGGAGCUGGAUCCGAAUAACCCUGUGGCCAAUUGGAUACACGCCCGUUCCACGAGGAAGAAGCGCUGUCCUUACACAAAGUACCAGACUCUGGAACUGGAGAAGGAGUUUUUGUUCAAUAUGUACCUCACAAGAGACCGCAGAUACGAGGUGGCGCGGGUUCUGAAUCUGACCGAGAGGCAGGUCAAAAUCUGGUUUCAGAACCGGCGGAUGAAGAUGAAGAAAAUGAACAAGGAAAAGAACGACAGCAAAGAACAAUAAUGUGGAAACUGCAGUGGAGGAAGAAGAGAAAAACACAUCCAUAAUCACGUUUAUUGUACAUGAACAGCACAGAUGUACCAAAACACACGAUGACCCCCCCUUCCUCCUUCCCGGCCCUUCCUCACCAUAUUCGUCACUUUGUUGGAUUU
This is a messenger RNA of Nematolebias whitei (Rio pearlfish), 969 nucleotides long. It is a transcript of the gene hoxc9a, whose product is annotated as homeobox C9a. Gene Ontology annotation, biological process: DNA-templated transcription; anterior/posterior pattern specification; embryonic skeletal system morphogenesis. Gene Ontology annotation, molecular function: RNA polymerase II cis-regulatory region sequence-specific DNA binding; DNA-binding transcription factor activity, RNA polymerase II-specific. The coding region runs from base 32 to 820 and encodes 262 amino acids. The record is from RefSeq and is a predicted model, not a curated record. NCBI's taxonomy places the organism in Eukaryota, Metazoa, Chordata, Actinopteri, Cyprinodontiformes, Rivulidae. Gene Ontology annotation, cellular component: nucleus. The transcript has 2 exons.